UCGUAUCUUGGUACUUCGAAAUGGCACAAGAACCCGUCGACAUUGAGAGUAUACUCGCUGCCGUGCCCCACCUGAGCCGUGGCCCUGGCGGUGUUGUUGCCGUCGUCAAAGAUGGCACAUUACUCGGCCAGCGCGCUUGGGGAUAUGCUGAUCUCGACCGUCGCAUACCGAUGACGACCAAAACGCAGUUCCCCAUCUGCUCAAUCUCAAAGCAAAUGGUUUGCUUGGCCAUGGAGUCGCUCUUGCGUGACCCUACACCUAUGAUGGCUGAGCGCGAUUGCGAAGUUGCGAAACAGUUUGAAGAUGAGCUCCAGAAGCUGCUGCCUAAUCUCAAGUGUGGGAGUGAAGACGGCGUCAAGGUCGCCGAUCUGUACAACAUGCAGUCUGGUAUACGNACUACUCUAUGGGGCGCUCGUCCUGACGACCAGUUCUCCUUGCUGCACGACGCUCCUCAAGCGCUCGAUCGCAUCAGGAGCUACCACUUUGCUCCUGGAACCGAGUACUCUUACUCCAAUGUGAACUUCCACGUACUUGGCCGGAUCAUGGAAAAUGUAUCUGGACUCUCGCUCGCGCAGCUGCUUACGCAGAGACUGUUCAUCCCUGCAGGUAUGAAGACGGCCAGUCUCUGCGCAAACACGAAUGGACUUCCACUGCCCAUUGUUGGCUACGAAGGCAAUGAGAAGGUAGGAUACUUUGCCGCGACCAACCGAAUCGAAUGGGGCGGUGAUGCUGGUAUCGCUGCCUCGCUCGAAGACAUGAUCGCUUAUGAGAUUUACCUGGACAAGAGUCUGUCGGAUGACACGAGUCUCUAUGUCCAAACGUUGCAGGAGCAGAAGUUCCGUGAUGGCACACCUGCUGGUUAUGGGCACGGACUCAAGCGCCUCAAGGUUGCAGGACAAUCAGCCAUUGCUCAUGGUGGUGCCCUUCGCGGCUUCCGACACGCGAGGAUGCAGUUUCCUUCGGAUCGUCUUUCUGUUGUUGUCAUGCACAACUUCGAGACUUCGCCAGGCGUGCCCGCCGAGUUUAUCGUCAAGAAAGUCCUUGAUGUACAAGAGGCUGAGCCUGAGGUGAUCGGUGUUUCUGCCGCAUGGAAAGGACACUUCUUCGACGAGGACACCCAGCUCUAUAUCGCUGUAGAAGAAGGCGAUAGGGAGAAGCCUGGCACAAUCUCAGUCAUUUAUGGCCCUGGCACUGGAGGAGAGACUGCUAGAUUGACCUCGGAGAAAGAAGCUAAAACAGAUGGCAUGAAGCUGACCCUAGAUGGCGAUGUCCUGCACGUGGAACGGAUCGACGACAAUAGGACUUUGCGAGCUGUUCGUUUACAGCCUGUGGACAAGAAGGACUUCGGCCAAUCUUCCACCGAAGGCGCUGUAGGAGUCUACCGUAGUGAAGAAUGCGACAGCGUCUUUACAGUGACUGGAGAACGUGGUAGUCUGUAUGGCUCUUUCGACGGCUAUCUCGGACGCGGACCUAUCUGGACCAUGAGACAGAUUGGCAAGAACCAGAUGUGGGCAUUGGCUAACCCACGAGGUCUUGAUGCAACGCCGCCCGGCGAUUGGACGGUGGUAUUCAAGGAUGAGAAGGAUGGUUUAUACAGUAGAGUUACCGUGGGCUGCUGGUUGGCUCGCAAGGUCGAAUACGUCAGGCAAGAA
Messenger RNA from Aureobasidium vineae, 1652 nucleotides. Lineage: Eukaryota; Fungi; Ascomycota; Dothideomycetes; Dothideales; Saccotheciaceae. The record is from the annotation of a GenBank genome assembly.